This is a messenger RNA of Oncorhynchus masou masou (cherry salmon), 455 nucleotides long. RefSeq names its product mitogen-activated protein kinase 7-like. The record is from RefSeq and is a predicted model, not a curated record. Bases 42 to 455 code for a protein of 137 amino acids. NCBI's taxonomy places the organism in Eukaryota, Metazoa, Chordata, Actinopteri, Salmoniformes, Salmonidae. The transcript is spliced from 5 exons.
CAGAGGCACUGAGAAGGCUUUUGACCCUGAGAUACGUUAAGAUGAAGACUGUCAGCAUGAAGAUUGUUGUUCUACUUGGAUUUGUGAUGCUUCUCUCUAUUGCUUUGGCUGAGCAUGAGCAUGGCCAUCAGCAUGUCAUUGAGAAGCGCUCUUCAAGUGAAGAGCGUGUCCGUGGCCCUGGCCCUGGCCGUGGCUUUCCAAACUUUUUCCAGCAGUACAACUACCUUCUGCUUCUGCAAAGACUUGGUCUUGUCCCAGCCCCUGCAGCACCAGCCCCAGCUCCAGCCCCAGCCCCAGCUCCAGCCCCAGCCCCACCCCAGUCCCAGCUCCAGCCCCAGUCCCAGCCCCAGUCCCAGCUCCAGCCCCAGCCCCAGUCCCAGCUCCAGCUGGUCGCUGAAAAGUACAUGAAUCAGAAACUUCAACUCAACAAGAGCAAGCUAUGGUUGAUGAAAUGA